CUUUCCACUUCUGAUGUGUUAAUGUCGUUGAUGCAGGUUCUCCCCAGAAAACACAGACUUGCUGACGACGCUUGGCCUGCUGUAUCUUCAGCUUGGAAAAUACCAAAAAGCUUUUGAACACCUUGGAAAUGCUUUGACCUACGAUCCAAACAACUAUACAGCCAUCCUUGCUGCAGGUAGCAUGAUGCAGACUCACGGAGACUUUGAUGUGGCCAUGAACAAGUACCGUGUGGCUGCCUGUGCCGUGCCCGAGAGCCCCCCCCUCUGGAACAACAUUGGCAUGUGCUUCUUCGGCAAGAAGAAAUACGUGGCUGCCAUCAGCUGCUUGAAGAGAGCCCACUACCUGUCCCCGUUUGACUGGAAGGUUCUCUACAACCUGGGCUUGGUGCACCUCACCAUGCAGCAGUACGCAUCUGCAUUCCACUUCCUCAGCGCGGCCGCCAACCUCAACCCGCGCUUUGGGGAGCUCUACAUGCUGCUGGCAGUUGCCCUUACAAAUCUGGAUGACGUAGAGAACGCCACCAGGUCCUACCAACAAGCAGUGUCUCUCGACAGGUCCAACCCCUUGGUCAACCUGAACUUUGCCGUGCUGCUCUACAACCAGGGCGACAAGAAGGGGGCCCUGCUGCAGUACCAGGAGGUGGAGAGGAAGGCUAGCGGGCUGCGGGAGGCCAGCAGCGGUGUGGAGUUUGAUCCUGAGCUGGUGGACAUGGCUCAGAAGAUGGGGGCCGCCCUGCAGGUGGCAGAGAGCCCGGUGUGGACACGACCGCCCGCAGACACCAAGUCCAAACCCCGCUCAGCAGCCGCCACCAAGAACCCCGGGGCCCCCCUUGGCACCAACCAGGCCCUGGGCCAGGCCAUGUCCUCGGCCGCCAGCUACAACAAAAAGAUCCAGCUCUCAGCAGGAGCCAACAGGGGUCCAUCGAUGCCUCUUGAGCCUGAGCCUUACACAGAGAACGCCCCCGGCACACCCAGCGACCCCCCUGGCCCUCCUGAACUCCAGGAGACCCCUGAGGCCCCCAAACUCCAGACCUCCAAGAGUAAAGCCAAGAUGGUGGAGGGGGAUUAAUCCUCCGCCGGCCAAACCCUUGCCUCCCUCUCGGCAGCUCAUGCCCUUUCCUUCAUGCUCCCGCAAAGCCCAGACGCAGCUCAUCCAUUUUAGUUUCCUUGUAAUUUUUUUGUUUUCUUUUGAGCACAUUAUAUAUUUUAUGGAUGAAUUCUGUGAUUUUUUAUAUCAAGUCUUGCUAUUAUGAUUUCAGUAAAAAAUAAGUCUAUGAGCGGCUGAUCACAAAAACCCAUUCAAAGAUGCUUCUUAAGAAUUUCAGCUCCAUUCACAUAGAAGGUCAGGAUGUGAUUAGACUUCAAGUGAAGAUUAUGCUUUGCCACGUUUCAGUAUUUGCGAAAUAGGGUUUGGAAUCACUGGUUGUCCCUAUGACCAGUCUUUUAUUUAUUUACAACCCACCAUGGGUUUAUUUUAAUAUUGUCAUCUUUUUGUGAACUAUGUAAAUAAUUGUAAAGGCCAAGUUCAUGCUCAUAUAUAUGAAUAAUUGUUGUCUAUACAUAGUAAUAAUUUAUUGCAAUAAAUAGUUGUAAAAAAUACAACGUUCCAUUUGUUCCUAAUCAAAAGAGUGUCCAAGAGGAGGGUUGAUUCAGAAUAAUCUGUUAAUUAAUAGUACCUGUAUCGGUCAUUGUACCAAUGUAAUGGCCUGUUUCAUUUAGUUUUCUUUUCUUCUUUGGGCUGCUUCUGGCUCAAUUCUGACCAAUCUAACCAAAUGAUUUGUUUGGUCAAUCCAUCUUGCACAUCAUCUGAUUUGCGCGCCAGCGUAAUUAUCUCUGGCGAAGAAACAUAAAGGAUGGUGGCUUAUUGUUUAUUUUGAUUGUUUAAAUUCAACAUCUUUCAAUUGAUAAAGAUAUUAUGGUUUUGCAGGAAAUGAUGGUAAAAAAGAAGUAUGCUUUAAUACAGACUUUCGAUGUUAAUGAUUCAACAGUAUGCAAAACAUGAUUUAGAAUAUGGGAAAAUCUGGGAACGGUGCUGCAUGGUUUGCAAAAAUGUCAGUCAAGAAUCUUGGAUACUACAUUAGCCUUGGCAUAGUUGAAAUGCUUGAGGUUGAGUUGUAGGCUACUACAGAAUGGAUUCACCCCUUUAGUUAACCAUGGGAUCUCAUGGUUUCCUUUCAGAUGUCUCACUGGACAUUAACAUUGUUUAGUGCCACUUAACUUUGAUAAAAUGACCUCUUGCUGCACAGCUUGUAUAUAAAAACAAAUAAAUUGGAUUUCAAUGCCUUUUAUAAGUUAUUUUAUAAAUCGAUACAUUACCUUUCCGUUUCUUCUUGAGAUGUACCUCAUAGGAGUCAAUAUGUAUAGAAUGUAAUAUUUUUGCAACAUUUGAUGGCUUUGCCAUGGUCAUGCCAAUGCAAUAGACAAGUGUGCUCACUUCAUACCGAUAUUU
Gadus chalcogrammus (walleye pollock) is the source of this 2449-nucleotide messenger RNA. It is a transcript of the gene bbs4, whose product is annotated as Bardet-Biedl syndrome 4. Gene Ontology annotation, molecular function: protein binding. Gene Ontology annotation, cellular component: ciliary basal body. The coding region runs from base 182 to 1069 and encodes 295 amino acids. The record is from RefSeq and is a predicted model, not a curated record. Lineage: Eukaryota; Metazoa; Chordata; Actinopteri; Gadiformes; Gadidae. Gene Ontology annotation, biological process: cilium assembly; protein localization to cilium. The transcript is spliced from 8 exons.